AUGGGCGAUGCUAUGAUUGCCUCGUUCCAGUUGAGGACCAUCUCUUCUGAGUUGCCAUGGGGCGAGACUCACAAAUUGAAGGCGAGCCAGUAUUUCGUUCCCCAGGUUGAGGGUCCUCUGAAGCUGCCGGAGGUCCUGUGUAUCGCCGUAAAGCAUGAUUCCGUCCCAGAUUCAUCCAAGGGAAUCACCUUUGGUUCACAUCAGAACUGUGGCGUUGUGCUGCCCAAGCAUGACUCCAUCAGUAAAUUUCAUUUUAGCCUCACCUUCGACGAUCAGGAUCGACUCAUCAUCAGAGAUCAUUCAAUAAAUGGGACAGAGGUGAAGUAUGGUGAGCAGGGCGCCGGUCUGCGUAGUAAGAGACAAUGGAUUCUUAAUGAUCCAAAGUUGCCUUCGGAGUUCCGCCCCGGCGUCAUCUCUUUUGAUGUCUCUGUCCGCUUGAUGAUGUCAGCUGAGGAAUUGUACAAGAAAGUUGUUGAUCGAUUUCGCUCUUCCUGUGAAGAGAAGGAGGGUGUCGCCGACUACAUGCUGAGGAUGGGUGUGAAUCCCACCGUCGUUGAACGCGACCCGGACGACGCUGAUAUCUGGCUCCAUUGGGAAGUGGCAGAGGGGACUUCGGCCAGCAUCACACGUUGCUGGAACACGGAAAAUGGUUUGGAGAAGGUGGUCAAGACACGCCACAAUGAUUGCGACCAAAGAAGGUGGUCUCAACAAGUCAACUUUAUGAGAACUCUCCAACAUCACCACCACGUGAUCAAUAUCCAACGUUUUUCGAACACGAGCGAGGGUUCUCCGACACAGAUCGAGAUGGACUACCUGAGCAGGGGAUCUUUGGACGAUCCGAAAGACCCUUCCCCGGUUUCGAAAAAUCCUUCCCAGUUUUCGCAACAGGAGGCAAGAUCCAUUCUUGCCCAGUGCCUCUCAGUCUUGGUGGAAAUGCACACGCAAACUCCACCAAUCUGCCACCAGGAUAUCAAGCCAAGCAAUAUCCUGAUUGAACACCGAACUUCAUCCAGCAUCUGCGUCAAGCUUGCAGGCUUCAGCGAGUCAAACACAGAGGGUGAGAGAGACAUGCGCGGACGUGAUGCUCUCUACGCUUGUCCGAACCACUGGGCCGGGAUAUGUGACCCGUCUCUGGACAUUUGGUUACUCGGCCAUACCAUCCUAGCAUUGCUUGACAAGGAUCUCCAAAACUUGUAUUGCACUAAUAAGACGAAAUUCUGGGAUGUGGCUUUUCGGUCAGAGGACAGCCUUGUAGAGUUCCUGCUGUCCCGCAUGAUCCAUCAGACAGCUGGUCUGAGAUCAACGGCAACAGAAUGCUUGGAGCGCCUUCAGGAACUCCAACUCGAAGAACGUCAUGGUCCAAUCGUGCUGUGCGGGUGCUCCGAUGAAAUUGAUCUCACCCACAAGGUUCGAGUUAGGCGAUGA
Molecule: messenger RNA, 1425 nt
Organism: Clonostachys rhizophaga
Lineage: Eukaryota; Fungi; Ascomycota; Sordariomycetes; Hypocreales; Bionectriaceae
Source: the annotation of a GenBank genome assembly